AUGCUCGACUCCUCACGCGCACAACCACCACAAGCAUGGGUUGAGUCGCCAUACUUGAGGUCGCUCAUAGCAGGCGGCCUAGCAGGCACAACAGUCGACCUAUCCCUCUACCCCCUCGACACGCUAAAAACACGCCUCCAAUCCGCCUCCGGCUUCGCCGCCAGCGGCGGCUUCAACGGCAUCUACCGCGGCGUCGGCAGCGCAAUCGUCGGGUCCGCGCCCGGCGCCGCCCUCUUCUUCAUAACCUACGACACGAUAAAACGCACCUUCGCCCAGAGCCAGAGUCUCGCUACAACCACCGUACGGUAUAACGCGGAGGGCAAACCGUACAAAGAAGAUGUGAGGGACAGUGGGACAGAAGCACUGGUACACAUGGCAGCCGCGAGUGCAGGGGAGGUUGCUGCGUGCGCGGUGCGUGUGCCUACGGAAGUAAUAAAACAACGCGCCCAAGCAUCCCAACACCCCUCCUCCCUCUCCGCGCUCACCUUCAUCCUGCGCCAGCGCCACACCCACGGUCUCGCACACGUCUGGAUGGAACUCUACCGCGGCUGGUCAAUAACCAUAAUCCGCGAAGUGCCCUUCACCGUAAUCCAAUUCCCGCUCUGGGAAGCGCUGAAAAAGUGGCGGAUGAGCCGGACAGGGCGGAGCGAGGUAACGGGUCUGGAAGGGGGUUUGCUGGGGAGUGUGGCGGGGGCUGUGGCGGCGGGGGUCACGACGCCGUUGGAUGUGCUCAAGACGAGGAUGAUGCUUGCGAGGGAGAAACAGCCUAUGAUGCAGAUGUUGGCGUCGAUCAUGAGGGAGAGCGGGCCGAGGGCGUUUUUCGCGGGGAUGGGACCGAGGGUGGGUUGGAUUAGUGUUGGGGGAGCGAUUUUCUUGGGGAGUUAUCAGUGGGCGAGUAAUGCGUUGGGGGGUGUGGUUGAGGAAUGA
Messenger RNA from Alternaria ventricosa, 927 nucleotides. RefSeq lists its product as uncharacterized. NCBI's taxonomy places the organism in Eukaryota, Fungi, Ascomycota, Dothideomycetes, Pleosporales, Pleosporaceae. Gene Ontology annotation, cellular component: mitochondrial inner membrane. Bases 1 to 927 code for a protein of 308 amino acids. Gene Ontology annotation, biological process: transmembrane transport. The record is from RefSeq and is a predicted model, not a curated record. The transcript has 2 exons. Gene Ontology annotation, molecular function: S-adenosyl-L-methionine transmembrane transporter activity.